GGGCCACCAGCCAGUGGCAGGAUCUCUACCCUCUAGACAUGGUGCUGGCCCCCUUUGAUCCCCAGCCCUGUGGCCAUGCAGGGGUGCAGACUGCCUAGACGCUACCACCUAUAGCCUGUGCCAUGAAGCCGACCUGGGCACAGAUGGCUCCUGCCAUGGAUUCGAGGGGGAUGGUGUCCCCAGCUGUGGACCUGGUGCUUGGCUCCUCAGCCUGCUGCCUGGCCUGUGUAUUUACCAACCCCCUGGAAGUGGUAAAGACCCGUCUACAACUGCAGGGGGAACUGCAGGCCCCAGGCACCUACCCACGGCCCUACCGGGGCUUUGUGUCUUCUCUUGCAGCCGUGGCCCGGGCAGAUGGGUUGCGGGGCCUGCAGAAGGGGUUGGCUGCUGGCCUUCUCUACCAGGGCCUCAUGAAUGGUGUCCGGUUCUACUGCUAUAGCCUGGCAUGUCAGGCUGGCCUCACCCAGGAACCAGGUGGCACUGUGGUCGCAGGCGCUGCGGCUGGGGCAUUGGGGGCCUUCGUGGGGAGUCCUGCUUACCUGGUCAAGACACAGCUACAGGCCCAGACAGUGGCUACUAUGGCUGUGGGGCAUCAGCACCAACAUCAGGGUGUCCUGAGUGCCCUGGGGACCAUCUGGCGCCAACAGGGCAUGCUGGGGCUGUGGCGGGGUGUGGGUGGGGCUGUGCCCCGAGUCACCGUAGGUUCAGCUGCCCAGCUGGCCACCUUUACCUCUGCCAAGUCAUGGGUACAGGAUCGACAGUGGUUUUUGGAGGACAGCUGGCUGGUGACCCUGGCCGGCGGCAUGAUCAGCAGUGUAGCCGUGGUUGCAGUCAUGACACCCCUCGACGUCGUCAGCACUCGACUGUACAAUCAGCCAGUGGACAGAGCUGGCAGGGGCCAGCUGUACGGGGGCCUCACUGAUUGCCUGCUGAAGACCUGUCAACAGGAGGGGCCCCUGGCACUCUACAAGGGCCUGGGCCCUGCCUAUCUGCGCUUGGGUCCCCACACCAUCCUUAGCAUGUUCUUCUGGGACGAGCUUCGGAAACUGGCCUCGAGGGCCCAGCACCAGGACACCUAGACUCAACCCUCAUCCCACCACCAAGCCUGUCAUCUGGUGGAAGCGAUGGCCCGCCAGUGUAAGACUGGCUGCCCAGAACUAGCUUGAGUCAGGCCCUGCCGCAAGCCAGGGAGAGGGAGCAAGGAACGGUGGACACCUGGGAUCCAUUGAGCCCCAGGACCAGUGUGCCCCAUGUCACCACCCCUUCACUUCUUUUCUCUCCCCUGGGUUACCAUGCCUUAGCACAUUCGCCACAGUCAUGCCUACAUGUAAAGAUUCCCGCCCGGCGUGGUGGCACAUGCCUUUAAUCCCAGCACUCGGGAGGCAGAGGCAGGCGGAUUUCUGAG
Messenger RNA from Mus pahari (shrew mouse), 1405 nucleotides. It is a transcript of the gene Slc25a34, whose product is annotated as solute carrier family 25 member 34. The transcript has 5 exons. The record is from RefSeq and is a predicted model, not a curated record. NCBI's taxonomy places the organism in Eukaryota, Metazoa, Chordata, Mammalia, Rodentia, Muridae. Bases 123 to 1079 code for a protein of 318 amino acids.